AUGGCUACACUUGACGCAUGUAUUGUCACCUUCAACUGUGCACGCAAUCAGAUCAGACCGGAUGUCUUCGCUCCACACCUCCUCUCGGUCACCUCAAGUACACCGGACCUACUCGUCCUCUGCCUACAAGAAAUUGCUCCUCUUGCUUAUGCUUUUCUCGGUGGCUCAUUCUUGACCCCCUACUACAAUGCGUUCGCCACGGCCGUCAAUAUUACAGACGCAGGCUAUGUCAACGUUAUUUCGCGGAAUGUUGGUCUGACAUCCAUUAUGAUUUUUGCCAAGGUCGACGUUGCAUCAAACAUCACUUGGAUGGACACUGGAAGCACCGGGGUCGGCGUUCAGGAGACAGGGCAUAAGGGCGCGGUCGGCGUACGAAUAGGCUACGGGGAGACGGUACUCACUUUUGUUUCGGCCCAUCUCGCCCCAGCGGAAGAUGCCACGCAGCGAAGAAACCAAGACUUCAAGGCCGUUGCCGAGAGACUCGUAUUCGUUGCUGAACAAAAACACUCGGUCCGCGAUGAAAGGGACGAGGAUACACCGCUGCUGCAAAGCCCCGCCCGUGGUACAGGGGCCAAAGGCAUUUAUGACCCAACGACGCAUCUUUUUGUUGCCGGUGAUCUCAACUAUCGCACCUCAUCGCGCCCGCCAACACCCGAGGAUGCUUUGUCGUUUCCACAGCCAACAGCGGACCCGAAAGACCCUUAUCACUGGUCGCAUCUCCUGAAACAGGACCAACUUCACAAAGAAGUCGAAGCAGGCAGGACCCUUCAUGGUCUACACGAAUCGCCCAUAGAGUUUCCGCCUACCUACAAGUACCGCAACAAGGAGGACGUCACCCAAGAUGGGGAGCGACCAUGGCAAUGGGCUACUCAUCGAUGGCCGAGCUGGUGCGAUCGCAUCUUUUACUCGCCAACCAACCUCAAACCUCACACAUACCAGGCUCUGCCGCUGUUUGACACGUCAGACCACCGUCCGGUAGCUUUGUCUGUGUCGAUCCCACUCCAGAGUGUUUCCAGUUCAUCGUGGCAAGAGGCGCCGUUCAAGAUUGACCCAGAAUGGAAAGCCAAGCGGAGUGCGGCGAGAAGGAAAGAACUCGCCGUUGGCAUUGUGGCAUACUUGACGUGGACGACGGAAGGUCAAUGUGUGCUGCUGGCGACCGCAAUUGCUGCGUGUGGCCUAGGAUACAUCCUUCGAUCCAUAACGGCGUGA
Molecule: messenger RNA, 1209 nt
Organism: Cyphellophora europaea CBS 101466
Lineage: Eukaryota; Fungi; Ascomycota; Eurotiomycetes; Chaetothyriales; Cyphellophoraceae
Exons: 1
Coding region: 1-1209 (402 amino acids)
Biological process (GO): phosphatidylinositol dephosphorylation
Molecular function (GO): phosphatidylinositol-4,5-bisphosphate 5-phosphatase activity
Source: RefSeq, a predicted model, not a curated record